Didymodactylos carnosus is the source of this 2344-nucleotide messenger RNA. NCBI's taxonomy places the organism in Eukaryota, Metazoa, Rotifera, Eurotatoria, Philodinida, Philodinidae. The record is from the annotation of a GenBank genome assembly.
GAAAGUAUAUCUGAGAACACCGCACUUUGAAGUAUGUGUGAAGACUAUAUACUGCAGUAACAAUGAAUAACGCGUGCUUUUCGUUGAUCAGGGCGAAAAACAAAAUUGUCUUCAAUUCUUUCUUUCUAUUUGAUAAUUCAUGCUGAAAUUAUCCUCAUUGCUAAGCAUGAAAAGAAAAGUAGAUCAUAUAAACAUAAUUGUCAUGUUUGGGAUGAAUCAAAUAUGUCAACACGCAAAGAUAAUGAUUUUAAAACCUUGCUGUCUAUUUCAAAUUUCUCUCACUUUGUGCACUUGAUGAAACCAUUUAACAUUCAAUAUCUAUUAACCUACUUCCUAUUAAGUCUCUUGAUUUCUAAAUUUUAGUGGGUUAUAUUUGGUGGCAAUUGUGUUUAGUGGUGAUCGAAUGUUAAUCACUAACGACGAUAUAUUUCCAAUGAUUGAAGUUGAUGAAAAUUAUGGUAAUAAUUUAUUAGGAGAUUUUCAUUGGUUUAUGAAGCUCAGUUACGAUUGGGAUAGUUUAAGACGUUUACGUCCAAGUUUUUCACGUUGUACAAGUGCAACAACAUUUUUUUUACGAAUAAAACUGGUUCAAGCAGCAAUGUCAUUACAAGUGAUUCUAAAUACGACCAAUCUUGGACGCUUGCAUCAUUGCUUCUUUCGUGAUAAUCAUGAAAAUGCUGUAUUUAUUUUGGUUUGUGAACUACCGUGUGAUGUACGGACAUGGCCUCUCUAUGUAAAAUGGUCACCUAUUAUACGAGUUCAAGAACAAAUGCAAGCAGAGACGAGUAAUAAAUUGACGUGUAUGCAACAAAUUGCGGAAAAACUGGGAGUAGAAAAAAGUUUAGAACGUGGUUUAUAUUUGGCAUAUUUAAAAACGCGAAGUACUUUAGAUUCAGUUCGAGUUAUGGUGCACGCACAAAUGCCAGGCAGUUUGCCAUGUGCAAAAAUAAGAGAUGUGUCGAAUGUGACAAAAGAGGAAUGGAUGUGGCUACAUCAGAACCCACCAUCAGGAACCACAAAUCGGCAUCGUUUAAUCUCAGUAUCUUCAUCAUCAUCUGCCGACGAAGAUUUAGAAUUGCCAAUGGUAACAUUUAAACAACAAAUCGGUCAGGCAGCCGAGGAAUUGCGCCUAAUGUUGAAUAUGUCCGAGAAGCGUUUUAUGAAUAGCCGUAUAUACGAUACGCAAGUUGUAGAAGUUCGCGAUGAUUUAUCAUUUAUUAUUUUAUUAUCGACUGCUAAUGAAGUGAAUACCUUAUCGUCACCUUCUGAACUGAGACAAAUACAAGAAAAUAAUUUUAUAUAUCUACCAGUUCAUAUAUUUGAAAUGUUACAACAUUUGAGUAAUAAUUAUCAGUUUAUGUCGGACUAUAGUCGUGUAUCAAUAAGUCUCGAGUCUGAAUUACUGAUUGCACAACAAGUUCAGCGUGAAGCGUUCACCAUAACAGAAAUAGAUGAGUCAAAAACACGUCUUAGUCAUUUGCUCAAUUGUCAACAAGAGUUAGAUGAAAUUUGGCGUAUAUCACGAUGGUUGGUAGAUGUUAUCAACUGUGCUAAAGAUAGAUCGUAUGCUGGUAUCUCAUUAAAAUCAUGGUUAUCAUUGGAAGACACGUCGACUCCUGCCUCACCAACCACCAAUGCACAAGAUGAAUUUCUAUUCAAAAUUGAACAAUUGGCAACUAAUGAUGCUUAUACUUCAGACAGUACACUAAAGGUUGUGGAAUUCAAAUCAUCGUCAUCAAAUUCAGCUUUACUUUUAUUACUACCAGCAUCAAAAGUGAAUGCAAUUCCGCACAAUGUUAAUGAUGGAAUGGCAGAUGCUGCUACAAUAAUGAAGAAUAACAACAUUAAUCCAAUUACAGAUAGUGGAUUGCUUGAAAAUGACUGGACAUCAUGUGGACUGUCACCGAUAUCACUGAUUUUCUCAACGUCAUCGAUCGAUACCCAACAUUCUCCAGAUCAUGUCGCUGAUAACGGAAAUGGUUUCAAAUUAUACGUACCUACAACGUAUCAUAAUGAAGCUGAAUCUCAUUUGGUUCCAAUGAUGGUUGUUGCUUUCCAAUUGCGUCCAUUUAAAACCACUACCUGCAAAGAUAUUGUUGAAUCAGUUAUCAAUCACGUGAAAACAUGUCGUGUAUUUAGACAAUCAACAUUACCAGACAACUAUCAUCAGUCAAAAUUUCAGCCAUCAUCCGGCUGCCUCAUAUGGACAUUCAAUGGUCAACAACAAAUACUGGAUGAACAGCUGACCGCUGGGGAAUUAAUCGAAUUAUUAACAGCUCAUGGCGGACAGAUUCAGCUUAAAUGGAUUAAGCCACCAGUACUACCACUUACAUUACUACAAUAA